AUGCUGACCGCUGCGAGCAGAAGCACUAUGCUAGGCGUGUUUUCGCGUCCUAUGCUUCUUAGGUCUGUACGUGCGCCCAUGGUGCGGCGCAUGUACUCGGAUAAGGCUGCCGAAGACCAAAAGCAAGAAGCUGCGAGUGAGGCGUCGGCGCCUGAGAGCGCCGAGGCCGAGGACCCUGUGGCGAAGCAGCUGCAAGAAAAGGAUGCGCGCAUCAAGGAUCUGACGGAUGACUUGCUGUACUGCAAGGCUGAGCUGCAGAACGUCCAGCGCCGCACGGCGGAGGAGAAGAAGACGAUGGGUGAUCACGCGAUCUCGCGUCUUGCCAAGGACCUGACAGAGUCGGUCGAUGUACUGGACCUGGCCCUGCGGUCCGUGCCCGAGCCACUGCGCACGACGAAGAGCGAGGAUAAUGAGGCUUCGCGUGCGCUCGUAGAGCUCUAUGAUGGUGUGAGUCUGACACGGAAGAGUAUACUGGACAUGCUUCGCACACAUGGCAUCGAAGCGUUUGACCCCCUGGGUGAGAAGUUUGACCCCCUGCUACAUGAGGCGCUGUACCAAGCGCCUGUGCCAGGAAAGGAGCCUGGAUCCGUGCUGGACUGUAGCAAGAUUGGCUAUAUGAUUAAGGGACGUCUCUUGCGCGCAGCGCAAGUGGGCGUGGUGCAGGACACGGCCUAA
Molecule: messenger RNA, 675 nt
Organism: Malassezia restricta
Lineage: Eukaryota; Fungi; Basidiomycota; Malasseziomycetes; Malasseziales; Malasseziaceae
Product: molecular chaperone GrpE
Exons: 1
Coding region: 1-675 (224 amino acids)
Biological process (GO): protein import into mitochondrial matrix; protein folding
Cellular component (GO): PAM complex, Tim23 associated import motor
Molecular function (GO): protein homodimerization activity; adenyl-nucleotide exchange factor activity; protein-folding chaperone binding
Source: RefSeq, a predicted model, not a curated record